Messenger RNA from Selaginella moellendorffii, 3414 nucleotides. RefSeq names its product pentatricopeptide repeat-containing protein At5g27110-like. The transcript is spliced from 2 exons. The coding region runs from base 1 to 3414 and encodes 1137 amino acids. The record is from RefSeq and is a predicted model, not a curated record. Gene Ontology annotation, molecular function: protein binding; RNA binding. Gene Ontology annotation, biological process: RNA modification. Lineage: Eukaryota; Viridiplantae; Streptophyta; Lycopodiopsida; Selaginellales; Selaginellaceae.
AUGGUCGUAUCGCCAGGGCAGAUCUCCCAGAGGCGAUUCCAGCGGCGGCUCCUCGUCCAGCUUCGAUCGGUGAGUUCUAGAUCGGCAUUGGAACAGGGAUCGCGAGACGGUAACAUCGGGAGACUGCUUGCCGGAUUGAAAUCUUGCGCCAGGGCAAAAGAUCUUCCGGGUGGAAAGAGACUCCAACGCGAGGCGAUCGCCAGCGGCAGCGCCUCGAAUGUCUUCGUGGCAACAGCGCUGGUGGAUUGCUUCGCAAAAUGUGGAAGCAUGGCAGAUGCUCGCCAGGUUUUCGACGCCAUGGCCAGUCGCGACGUGGUGUCUUGGAACGCUCUUCUCCUUGGCUAUGUCGAGAAUGGCGAGAACGAGCUCGCAUUGGAAUUGUUUGCCGGAAUGGGAGAGAAAGGCUGCGAGGGAAAUGCCAGGACGUUCCUGGCGGCAUUCAUGGCUUGCUCGAGUUUGGCUUCCAGAGAAGCUGGAAAAUCACUAGAGGGGAAGCUCGUCAAGCUAAAGUCACUGGAGAAGGGAAUGGAUCUUCACUCGCAGGCCUGGAAAAGAGGAAGAGAUUGCCAGGAGAAUUUCUUCAUGGCGACUGGACUUCUCGAUAUGUACUCCAGGUGUGGAAGCAUGGUUGACGCUCGACAGGUUUUUGAUACCAUGGAAAAUCACGACAUUGGCUCCUUCAACGCACUGAUCGUGGGAUACGUCGAGAAUGGCCAUAGCGAGCUUGCUUUGGAGAUCUACUCGUCCUUCCGACAAGGUUCUAGCUUGGUUGCGAACGCUAAAACUUUCCUCGCCGCCACCAUGGCCUGUGGAAACUUAGCAGCAAGCCAGGGAGAAAAGAUUCUGGAAACGGGGAGAGCUAUACACUUGCACGCGGUGAAGAGCUGCUGUGACGGGGAUAUAUUUCUGGCAAACAGCCUGGUGGACAUGUACGCCAAGUGUGGAAGCAUGCCAGACGCUCGAAAGGUGUUCGACAGGAUCCCGGCUCCAACUUUAGUGUCGUGGACUUCGCUCAUCCAGGGGUACGUAGAAAACUCCCAGAGUGUUGUCGCUCUGGAACUCUUUGGCCGACUAAUGAAGAAGUGUUGUACCGUUCCAGAUGCCAGGAUUUUUGUCACCGGGAUUAUGGCCUGUGCUAGUCUGGCGUCUCAAGAGCAGCCAACUUUGGGAGAUCUCAGCGGGAAGGAUGUUAAAACCAGAAGCUUGAACAGAGGGCGAGAGAUCGUCUCCAUGGCUGAGGAGAGUGGCUGUGGAAAGGACGUCUUUCUCUUGACUGCGGCAAUCGAUAUGUACGCGAAGUGUGGGAGCCUAGCGGAGGCGCAGAAGUGCUUCGACAGGAUGCCGAGACAUGACACCGUGUCGUGGAACGCUUUGCUUCUCGGCUACGUGGAGAACGAAGAAGCAGACUUGGCACUGGAAGCUUAUCAGCGGAUGCGGCUAGAAAACUGCCUGCCAAACUCGAGAACACUUCUGGCCUUGACGAUGGCAUAUACGGCUUUGGCUACGAAAGAAGCUGGGGAACUCAUCUAUGGCCGGGUGGUGAAGACGAAGAGCUUGGAAAAAUGCACGGCUUUGCAUUUGGAAGCCGAAAGGCAAGGCUUUGCGUCCGAUAUCAUUCUCGCGGGGGCAUUGGUGGAUAUGUAUUCGAAGUGUGGGAGCCUGGCAGAUGCUCGCAGAGUUUUCGACGGUAUGCUACAUCACAAUGCAGUCGCAUGGAAGUCACUGAUCCUGGGAUACUUGGAAGCUGGCGAAGACGAGAUAGUUUUGGAGCUGUUUGGGAGGAUGGGAGGAUUUACAGGCUGCGUCGGCGAUUCUCGGGUGUUGGUCGCUGCACUAGCGGCUUGCUCCAGUGCUGCUGUCCGGGAAGAAUCCACACAGCUCGCCGAUGGAAAGUCCGUAAAGCUGAGGUGCUUUGAGACGGCGUUUGCGAUGCAUGCUCAAGCAGUGCCUCGCGGCUGCUUCUCGGACAUCUUCGUGGCGACUGCGCUGAUCGACUUAUACAUGAACUGCGGAAGGAUUCUGGAAGCUCGAGAGGUCUUCGACAUGAUGGUGGAUCACGACGUGGUCGCCUGGAACGCUCUGAUACUGGGAUACUUUGAGAACGACGAGAACAAGCUGGCUUUGGAGCUGUUUGAGCGCAUGGAAGCUCAAGGCGGCUCGCCAAACGCAGCAACCUUCGUGGCCGUGCUAAGUUCCAGAGCUGCUUUGGCGACCAGAGAAGAAGGAACGAAAACGAUCGAUGGGAAGCUCGUGAAAGUCAAGUCACUAGAGGCCGGGAUGGAACUCCACAGCCAGGCUGCUCAAACGGGAUGCGACUCCGACUUCAUGGUGACCAACGCGUUGCUGGAUUUCUACGCAAAGUGUGGCAGCCCAGCCGAUUCCAGGAGAGUUUUCGACCGGAUGCCUUGCCACAGCGUGGUGUCCUGGACUUCUCUGGUGGCCAGUUACGCAGAGAAUGGAGAGACGGAGCUAGCCUUGAGCAUUUUCUUCCUCAUGGAAGCUUCAACAGGCUUUGCUCCGGUGGCUCGCUCGUUCGUCGCUGCACUGAAGGCCUGUGGAAGCUUGGUGGCUCUCGACUGCGGCAGAGCCAUUCACGCAGCGAUCAACAGGGAUGAUCCUCGCAGCAGCAGUAAAAGCAGCAGUAGUAUUCUUGAGAGAUCUCUGGUGGAGUUCUACGGGAAGUGUGGGAAGGCGGCCAGCUCUCACAGGAUCUUUGAUGCUCUCGCCAGCAGCAGCAGGGACUUGAGUCUGUGGAACUCGCUCUUGGGGAGCUAUAGCCACCAGGGAGACGCGGCUCGAGUUUUGGAGCUCUUUGGCUCCAUGCACGACGAAGGCUUGAGAGGCGAUGGGAUCACUUUCUCGUGCGUCCUCUCCGUGUGUGGCCGGACGGGGAUGGUGGCCACGGGCAGGAGCUUGUUCCAAGCGAUGAAAUCCUCGACGUAUGGAGUGGAGCAAACUCUAGAGCACUUCCACUGCAUGGUUGAUCUUCUUGGACGUGCAAAUCUACUGGAAGAAGCCCUGGCAAUGGCAAAAACGAUGCCAUUCGAGGCUACUACUGUGACUUGGACAAUUCUUCUCAGUGCUUGCUGCAAAUGGAAGAAUUUGGAUAUACUGGAAAUCUUUGCACUGCCACUCCAUCUCUUUGUGUUGCUAACAAUCUUCCAUAUCGUCAAAACUUCCCUCAAGGACCCACUGGAAGAUUGGCUCAACAUUCUAGAUAUGGUCUCCCAGGCUUUUGGUCACUCUCUAGCUCCAACCUAUGGUACAAAUUUCUCUCGAGGGAUCAACUUUGGAAAUGCUGGCUGCACUGCAAGUUUUCCUGCAUCUUUUGUUGUUCCUCCACAGGGGAGGAAUCCAUUUGCCCUUGAGAUCCGGAUUGGCGAGUACAGGCGUGUCCAGAAGCUUGUCCAGUAG